AUGAAGGUCAUCAUCAAGGAGUGGAAUGCUAUUGCCACCUGGCACUGGGACAUGCCCGAGGAUGAUGUCUGUGGCAUCUGUCGCGUCCAGUUCGAUAGCACCUGUCCCACCUGCAAAUUCCCCGGCGAUGACUGCUCCCUGUUGCUAGGGAAAUGUGGCCACUCGUUUCAUAUGGUGAGUCUUCUGUCUAGGGAUCUUAUGGGUUUGGUGCUCACGGAUGUCCAGCACUGCCUGUUGACCUGGAUCGACCAAGAGACCUCUAAGGGGCUGUGUCCCAUGUGUCGACAGAAAUUUGAGUGGAAGCAAAGUGACGAGUGA
This is a messenger RNA of Penicillium lagena, 318 nucleotides long. Its product is annotated as anaphase promoting complex subunit 11. The transcript is spliced from 3 exons. Gene Ontology annotation, biological process: positive regulation of mitotic metaphase/anaphase transition; protein ubiquitination; anaphase-promoting complex-dependent catabolic process. Gene Ontology annotation, cellular component: anaphase-promoting complex; nucleus. Bases 1 to 318 code for a protein of 105 amino acids. The record is from RefSeq and is a predicted model, not a curated record. Lineage: Eukaryota; Fungi; Ascomycota; Eurotiomycetes; Eurotiales; Aspergillaceae. Gene Ontology annotation, molecular function: ubiquitin protein ligase activity; cullin family protein binding; zinc ion binding.